AUGAGAUAUACAAUUUAUAGAGUUAAAAAAAGAGGUUCCCCUAGUAUUACAAACUUGAUUACCAGGUUUUUGGUAAUACAAUUUCUUAUUUCACAUUAUUUCAAUAAUAAGAAUAUAAGUGGAGCCUUGGCAUUAUCAGCAAUUGAUAAACAGGAUUUAAAGAAUGUUGCCAAGAAUAUUGAGUUGGGAGCUAAAAAGACUGCUAAUGGACUUGGAAUGGCCAAAGAUGUGUUGUCUAAUAUGUACGAAUUCUCUAAAAGUAUGAAUGAAACAAUUAAUAAUUAUCAUCGUAAUAAAUUUAAUAUUGAGAAUGAAGUCGAAAGUAAAUAUGCUGAAAAGGGAGAGAAAAAGGACGAAAAAGAGGUGAAAAGGGGUGAAAGGGAAGGAACCCCUACUGAAGCUAUUAAAAAGAAAAUAACAACUGUUAAUAAGAUGAUUAAGGACAAGGUUUUGGGAGAGGAUUCUGAGUCUGAAUCUGAAACGGAAACAGAAACAGAAACUGAAACUGAAAGCGAAAAGGUGGCAGGAAAUGUUGAUAAAGACUACGAUCAAACAAAUGAGCCUAGAAAAGGUACAAAAGCCUCUGUUGUUAGAAAAGAUCCUUUGGCUAAAAAUUGGGAAAAGGUUAAAGCCAAAGUACUGAGAAGAAAAUUAUAUAAAUAUUAUACAUUUGGUAAUGAAAAUGUAAGAGAGGAAAAUUAUAACCAAUUAGAACACUCAAUAGGUUUUGAUAAGUUUCUCAGACCUUUUAUCGCCAGUUUAAGCCCAGAAUUUAAAUCCUUACUAAGAGGACAACCUGUAAACUAUUUUAAAACUUAUAUAGCAAUUUCACAAAGGUUGUUUUCGCUUACAAACCCGAUUCUCAAAAGUGUUACAAACUUUGACGGAUCAACUACUACCUCUGAAGUGGUUUCAUUUGAUCAUGAAUUACACACACCAAUUAAACCCUCAUAUUUACAGCUUUUUGAAGCGCCCAAUACAACAGUUACCCCCCAACCAACGGCGUUGAAUGGUAGAGAUUUGACCGAAAAGGAAAUAACUGAGUUGAAAAAUGAGUCGGAAAAAACAAGAGUCCGUUUAAAGAGUUGGGAGGUAGAUGCUAAUAUAAGACAAACCACUCUUCUUAAAACCCUGUAUUUAUUAGUGUCAGAUGUAACUACUAGGGAUUCAGUUACAAGACUUGAAAACCUAGCCAAAGCCCUCGGUUAUAAUAUAGUUAAAAAAGGCAAAGAUGGAACUCCAGGAUCAGGAGCACCAGUUGCAAACAUUUUAGGAGCAGAUAUGUUUUGGGUAUCUGGUAAUAAUCCAUUUAUUCUUGGUCAUCUAGCAACAAUGAUGUUGGGAUAUACUGAGUACGAGUCCUUUUUCUCAGAUUACCCGAAGCGUAGAUUUUACUCAUGGUUGGAACUGGUGAGAUCAGGUCCCGGAGGAUCAGUUAACAGAUUGGAUUAUAUGUGUGGAAUAAGAAGAGGUUCAAGAUAUGCUCGCGGUUCUAAUGGUCUUGUAUAUAAAAAGAUAUCAACAGCUAAACGUUAUGAACAUAAUGUUUCAUCUGAUGGUGUGUUCUUAUGUGAGAUGUUGGAAGUAUUACUAAGAUCAAUUAAUUUGACAAUGGAUUCCAUGGGAGAUUUGUUAAAUCAAAAAGGAGGAAGUUAUGAGCCUAAUGUGGGUUCGAUAAUUAAUGGCAAAAGAAUGCAAGCAAAAUUAUGUUCUAAUCCUGGGGAUGGAACGAUAGCAGUUAGAUGUGAUUUUGAACACAGUGUACUAGUGGGAGAAGAAACAUAUAGAGGAGUACCAGAAACAGAAGUAACAGAAUUGAGGAGAAGAUUAUCAGAAGCUUUCGAUGUUUUUCUUAUGAUGAGUGAUAUAAACAGUGUUAAUGAUGUUCCAACCUCCUGGUUCAGAAUUUUAUCUGAUCCAAGACGGUUUCGUUCAUUUUUCGAAAUGACUUUAAUGUGGGAUCAUCGAAUGUUCACUGGAAAAAAGAAGGGAACAUGGUUUGCCGAUUACAACAAAAUUGAAAAGAAAAGAAUUGGUAGGAAUCUUAGUGCUGAGAUUGUUCCACCUUAUAACGCUGUCCAAUACUAUAACAAACUCCCUUAUGAACUUGGAAUUGAAAAAAAGAAGAAAAAGAAACGUAUACUACGAUAUCGUGCCAGCCAUAGGUUCUAUAUAUAUAUGGCCUCAUCUGGCAUUAAAAAAUGGAUUGAAGAUAACAUGACGCUUAUGCACGAGACUUAUAAUUACUCUCCAUCAGUUUUACUCGGUGGUUCAAUUUCUAAUCGAUUCCGUGAGUUUUAUGAUUCAAGUAGUGUGGGUUUAGCUCACCUUUUUCUGUAUAACAUCCUCUCUAAAAAAUAUCCCGCACAAGACUACUUAAAGGAAUUGGAAAAGCUGGGAAAGGCUGAUCCAUUUUCCAGAUUUGUUGAUGCAAGUUCUAUUUUUGCACCAGAAAAAUUACGAAAAGUUGUAAAAUGGUUUUUGAAAGGCAGUUUCGUAAAACAGUUCAUGCGUGAGAAGACUAAACUCACUUUGAAACAAUUAGUAAGAUCUGAAGUUCUCAGAGAUGCUCUUGAAUCUAUUACAUUUGUAACACAUUCAAUGGCAAAUUUACAAGUCAUACAAAAUGCUGAAUAUUGGGGUCGUGCAUAUCCUAAUAGUAGCUUCUACUUCAGGAGAGGUGGUGUGAUUAGUGUUAUUGAUAAUACGAUUAAAAACUGGUCGGAUGAUGGAUAUACGAGAUCAAUUUCUGAGAAACUGAAAAAUCACGUAGACCUCAAUGAGGAUGAUUUGAAAAUAGCUGAUUUUCAACAUAUUCAUAAUAUGGAGAGUGUUAAAUGGGACAAAUCCCUCAAUACGGAAAUUCUUAAAUCGUUUAAUGAAUUCUUGGAAUUAGGCUCUGUAAAAGCAUUGGAAGGUAGAAAUCAUAUAUUAUAUGAGGUAGUAAAGGAUAGCAGAGACAAUUUGGAACAGAAUAUAGAAAACACUAUUUUCUUUGGACGAAUACUUAAUUCACCAAAAAUUGAAUCAAAUUUACGUAAAUAUUUGAGACGUGCUGUUAACUUCGGUAAUUUCAUACUCGAUCGAGCGGAAAAAAAUGUUGAUCAUGCCAUUUGGUUCGGUAUUAAACUCAAUCUAGACAAGGUAAUGAGGGUUGUUGAUGAAUUACAUAAAUUACAACGUAAACUUAGUAAUAAUGAGUCAUGGAACUUAACGGGAGCAUUUAUUGACGUGAUUGAGGAUUUAGUUGAAGUACUUACUAACAGGACUUCACGUAACCCAAUUGAUGUGCCUCUCAAUUACGGAAUGCCAACAAUCUCCAAUCUCUACGGCCGUAUGAGUGUAGAUGAGAGAAGGAUUGAGUUUCAACAGAGUAUGUGUUCGGAGCAUUGCGGGGCCAUUUGGAAAGCUAUUCUAGCCUUCACAAUAUCAACACUACGUAAUCCAGGGUCUAUCAAAUCUUACGAAAAAAAUCUAUCGUCCACCACAUCGUUAUCCGAAUUGAAUAGCCCUAACUAUGUGAAUAAUGUUAGAUUUAUAUUGAAAGGAGACGCUUGGACUGGCUUUUAUGAUACUUUAUUACCAAAAUCUAUGAAAAAGGAGCUGGAAGUUAUGGAAUUUGGUAAAUCAUUCUACAUUGCCAAUAUAUUAAAAUUGGCCUCAGUUCUAAUGAAUAGAAUGGGAUAUGUAUAUACAGCAACAACGAUGAAAGUUCAAGCCCCUUAUUUUGGUAAUUUCACAACUGAAUGGAUGAAAGAAAGGAAGAAAAAUAGGACCAAAAUCUUAUUCUCUGCUUUGGCAUUGGGUACAAUGGCAACAUACACAGUGUUGGAGUGUAUGGAUAUAGCACAACAUGCUGUGGAUAUGGGACACCCACCUGUUGAAACGUGUUGGUAUUUGGUAAAACCCCCGAGCAUGCACUGCGCAAUUGAGCCGAUAUCGAAUCUGGCAAUUUCAGCAAGUUCAGUAGCCAUUAGGGACGUGUUUUCAUCAACAAUAUUGGCUUUGACGGGUCCAUAUAUGAUGAUUCCGAUGGGAAUUUAUGCAGGCUGGACAUUACUUAAGAGACAAUUUAAGAUAUUGCAUAGAUUAGACAUGGCUAUAAGUUCAGUGUUCUCAAGGCUUUGGAGAAGAGUUAACACUAAGGAUAUGAUCAGAAGUAUAGCGAACUUGUUCAGUAAUCGUAAGCAGUACAGGAAGGAAAUAGAAGCGGCAGCAUUAGAAAGUAAACAAACUGGAAAUGAAGAAGUGAAAACACAAACAGGAUUUGCAGAUGAUGGAAAUACUUUCUCAUACACACAUAUGGACUAA
Messenger RNA from Theileria parva strain Muguga, 4311 nucleotides. RefSeq names its product Rhoptry neck protein 2. NCBI's taxonomy places the organism in Eukaryota, Apicomplexa, Aconoidasida, Piroplasmida, Theileriidae. Bases 1 to 4311 code for a protein of 1436 amino acids. The transcript has 3 exons. The record is from RefSeq and is a predicted model, not a curated record.